Molecule: messenger RNA, 1521 nt
Organism: Exophiala aquamarina CBS 119918
Lineage: Eukaryota; Fungi; Ascomycota; Eurotiomycetes; Chaetothyriales; Herpotrichiellaceae
Product: translation initiation factor RLI1
Exons: 3
Coding region: 1-1521 (506 amino acids)
Biological process (GO): translational initiation; translational termination; ribosomal subunit export from nucleus
Molecular function (GO): ribosomal small subunit binding; ATP binding; ATP hydrolysis activity
Source: RefSeq, a predicted model, not a curated record
AUGCCACGACCAGGCCAAGUUUUGGGGUUGGUAGGAACAAACGGAAUUGGCAAGAGUACAGCCUUGAAGAUUCUCAGUGGUAAAUUAAAACCCAAUUUGGGACGAUAUGAUAAUCCCCCUGAUUGGGAGGAAAUCCUGCGCUACUUCCGUGGCUCAGAGUUGCAGAACUACUUUACCAAAGUGCUUGAAGAUGACCUCAAGGCUAUCGUCAAGCCGCAGUAUGUUGAUCAACUUCCUCGAGCCAUCAAGGGCCCUGUGAAGACUGUCAAGCCUCUCAUAGAAGCAAAGUCUGAACUGGGCAACAUGGAACAUAUCAUGGAUGUGCUUGAACUCAAAAAUGUUGCCGACCGCGAGAUCGCUCUGCUGUCUGGUGGUGAAUUGCAGAGGUUCGCCAUUGCCUUGGUUGCCGUCCAAAACGCCGAUGUCUACAUGUUUGACGAGCCUUCUUCCUAUCUCGAUGUCAAGCAGCGUCUGAGUGCCGCCAAAACCAUCCGAGAGCUUCUUCGUCCAGAUGAUUAUGUUAUUGUUGUCGAACAUGACUUGUCAGUCCUCGAUUAUCUCUCAGAUUUUAUUUGUGUGCUGUACGGUCGACCUGCAGUCUACGGCGUUGUCACACUUCCCGCGUCGGUCCGUGAAGGUAUCAAUAUCUUCCUCGAUGGCAACAUUCCAACCGAGAACUUGCGAUUCCGCGAAGAAAGCUUGACCUUCCGCAUUGCUGAAGCUAGCGAAGACUAUAUGGUUGAUAGGGCACGUGGCUUUGAAUAUCCGCCCAUGAAAAAGACUCUCGGCGACUUUCACCUGAGCAUCGAGUCAGGGUCCUUCACUGACUCUGAAAUCAUUGUCAUGAUGGGUGAGAAUGGAACUGGCAAGACCACUUUCUGCAAAUUGCUCGCUGGACAAGAGAAACCGGAUGGCACCUCCAAGGUCCCAGCAAUGAACAUCUCCAUGAAGCCGCAAAAGAUCACACCCAAGUUCCAAGGCACCGUCCGUCAGCUAUUCUUCAAGAGAAUCAAGGCCGCCUUCUUGAGUCCUCAAUUCCAGACCGAUGUAUACAAGCCCCUCAAGAUCGACGACUUCAUUGACCAAGAGGUUCAGAACUUGUCUGGUGGUGAAUUGCAGCGUGUUGCUAUUGUGCUGGCACUUGGCCUGCCCGCGGACAUCUACCUCAUUGAUGAACCUUCUGCUUACCUCGACUCCGAGCAACGUAUCAUUGCUGCUCGCGUGAUCAAACGCUUCAUCAUGCAUAGCAAGAAGACCGCUUUCAUCGUCGAGCACGAUUUCAUCAUGGCCACAUACCUUGCUGACCGUGUCAUUGUCUUCGAUGGCCAGCCAUCAGUCAAUGCCCGGGCCAACACUCCCGAAUCCCUGCUCACAGGCUGCAACAAGUUCCUGAAGAACCUCGAUGUUACUUUCCGCCGUGACCCCAAUUCUUAUCGUCCACGAAUCAAUAAGUACCAGUCUCAAAUGGACCAGGAGCAGAAGCUUGCCGGCAACUUCUUCUUCCUGGAGGAAGAGAGUUAA